This is a messenger RNA of Colletotrichum spaethianum, 1260 nucleotides long. RefSeq lists its product as uncharacterized. The record is from RefSeq and is a predicted model, not a curated record. Gene Ontology annotation, molecular function: FAD binding. The transcript has a single exon. Lineage: Eukaryota; Fungi; Ascomycota; Sordariomycetes; Glomerellales; Glomerellaceae. Bases 1 to 1260 code for a protein of 419 amino acids.
AUGUCGCCAACACUGAAGGUUCUCAUCAGCGGCGGAGGCAUCGCAGGCAAUGCUCUCGCCUUCUGGCUUUCGAAGCUAGGCCAUGAUGUCACCGUCGUUGAAUGGUUCCCAACCCUCCGAGCCUCGGGCCUCCAACUAGAUCUCCGCGGUCAUGGAAUCACAGUCAUGAAGCGAAUGGGCAUUGAAGAGGAAUUCCGCGCCAAAUCGGCCCCGGAGCAGGGCCUACAAUUUGUCAAUAGCUCGGGAAAGCUACUGGCUCGAUUCCAGUCUGGCAAUGAAAAUGGCAAGGGGCUACAAAACUUCACUACCGACUACGAGAUUAUGAGAGGGGACCUAUGUAAGAUCAUCUACAACGCAACAAAGGACCGGACCAAGUACAUUUUUGGAACGUCAAUCGAACAUCUUGAGGAUAAGGGCGGUUCUGUCCAAGUUCGAUUCAAGAAUGGCCAGGAAGAGUCAUUCGAUCUCGUCGUCGGCGCCGACGGCCAGCGUUCACGUACCCGCAAGAUGAUGCUAGGGUCUCAAAGUAUAGACCCGGUUGUGCCGCUCAGUGGUAUGCACGUGGCGUACUUUACUACACCGAUGCCGAUGAAAAAGGGAGACGACUUCAACGCAACAGCCUACGUCGCAACCAACAACCGUGCUAUUAUGCUGCGGAGACAGAGUACGGAUCAUAUGCAGAUCUACCUGCUGUGUAAACCUAACUCCAAGGAGUUUGGAGAUGUCCAGCAAUCAAGUGUUGAAAAACAGAAGGAGGCUAUGGCCAAGGUUUUCCAAGGUGCCGGUUGGCAGACGAAAAACAUUCUGGAGUCUAUGAUGAAGGCUGACGACUUUUACUUGGAAAAGCUAGGCUUGGUCAAACAAGCCUUUUGGUCCCAAGGUCGUAUCACUCUCGUUGGGGAUGCAGCAUACAGCCCAUCGUCAUUUACGGGGAUGGGAACUACCUCUGCUAUGGUCGGUGCCUACGUCUUGGCCGGCGAAAUCAGCAGGCACUGUGGAUCCGAAGGAAGCGACGAGGGACUUGAAAUGGCACUGAAGUCCUACGAAACCAAAUUCCGGCCUUUCAUGGAACAGGUACAAGAAGGUGUAUCAGCAGAUUCGUUUCCUUAUAACUUGUGGCCGACAACUGCUUUUGGGAUCACCAUUUUCAACUGGCUCAUUUGGUUGCUUGCUUUCUUGAAAGUCAAUGUCUUUGGGGAAUGGCUUCUCAAAGAGAAUGUGAAAGAAUGGAAACUCCCGCAUUAUGACGAGUUGCUGUAA